AUGGUAGAAUUUGGGAUUAGGAUAUACUAUACAGAUCCCUCUGGCACAUUUUGGCAAUGCAAUGCACAAGCUAUUGGCUCUGAAGGUGCAGAUAGCUCUUUGCAAGAGCAGUUCAGCAAGGACCUAACUCUUCAAGAAGCCAAAACAAUUGAUCUGUCCAUUUUAAAGCAAGUAAUUGAAGAAAAGGUGACUCCCAACAAUGGCGAUAUUGCCAAGGGAGCGCCGACGUACCAUCUCUACACCCCUUCAGAAGUGGAAGCUGUCAUCACUGGCCUAUGAGAAAUGCUUUGUCAUAAACUAUCUUCC
This is a messenger RNA of Hibiscus syriacus, 306 nucleotides long. RefSeq names its product proteasome subunit alpha type-5-like. The transcript has 4 exons. NCBI's taxonomy places the organism in Eukaryota, Viridiplantae, Streptophyta, Magnoliopsida, Malvales, Malvaceae. The coding region runs from base 1 to 279 and encodes 92 amino acids. The record is from RefSeq and is a predicted model, not a curated record. Gene Ontology annotation, cellular component: proteasome core complex.